Aaosphaeria arxii CBS 175.79 is the source of this 2746-nucleotide messenger RNA. RefSeq lists its product as uncharacterized. Lineage: Eukaryota; Fungi; Ascomycota; Dothideomycetes; Pleosporales. Bases 272 to 2383 code for a protein of 703 amino acids. The record is from RefSeq and is a predicted model, not a curated record. The transcript is spliced from 4 exons.
CCUACCUAGGGCUCCUCAUAUAGUGUUUGACGUCUCAUACUCGUCUCCUGGUUCACUGCUUUAUGCCCACACUCUCUUUCUUUUCGUUCACACUGCUGGCAGGUUCAGGCAUUUCACGACUGACGCUGGACAGGUUACGCUCUCUUGUUCAACCAUCAGUCGCUUUUGCCUCAAAUGAAUUCCUAGAGUUUAACUUUCUUUUAGCCGCUGCUGGUUACCAGCGUUCAAUCUUCUAUUCCUUCUUGUGUAUUUCUUUGCGGGUCCUGGCAAGAUGGAAAGAUGGGUGCCUCCGACCGUCCAGCUCGACGCCCGAUCGCAUUUCAAUAUGACUCUCAACGUAUCGGCCGUUCGUGAGGUUCCCUGGACAGCAUCGAACGGAACCCGAGCUCUCAUCGCCAACCUUCAACUACAACAGGUGCAGACAUUGCGGACGAUGCAUUUGACUUUGGGGGCUUUCAGUCUGGCUUUGGCGCUCUUGACGGUCCAUCGUAUCAUCUCAGACGCGAGGAGGGUGGCAGCAGUGCAGGUUUCGCAGAAGAAACAACGCUUCGGCCUCCUCCAGUGCGUUCAUCCCGCAGAGACAUUCCCACUCGUACUGGCUUGCGGUGCGGUUAUACAACAAACUAUUUUCGUAUCAGUGCAGAGCACAUCCCUUCGUAGUGUAUUAUCUAACAAUUGUCGUGGUUUGGCCAUGAUCACAUUUCCAGGAUACGUAACGCUAGUAUUUGGAUUCGAGAUGACCAUACGGGCCUUCAAGUACGAACGAUUCGCACCGAGAGGAAAGUGGAACACGAGCAUCUGCAUCGGCAUAAUUUCCUUCCUCCUCCUCCUGACCUGGAUGCCCACCGUUAUCUGGCCAAUGUUCAACCGGUGUUUUGGCAGCCUCGUCUGGUUUCCCGUUCGUUAUGAGCUUAUUGCUAUUUGCAUCCUCAGCGUCCUCGUCUUCUUCUUCCUUCUUCUCGCGGCAUUGAUCAGCAUUCAGUUGAUGCGAACCACCAAGAUCGACCCGAACGAGCGAAUCGCAGCGUCGAGGAUGUGCUACUACCUGUUGAUCAGCACACUCAUCUACACACUCGUGAUUCCCGUACAGAUCCAGGCCCACCGAAAGGACUUCUUUAAUGCCCUCGCCACUUCGCGUAUUGCUGAGAUCGCUCUCUUCACCUCCGGCAUUUUCUUUGCCUUCUUCCAUCUCUUCCUCCGAGUAAACGCCACACGUAUGGUCAUCAAGCCCAUGAAGGAUGAAGGUGAUUCUUCUCUGCCUGCCGCAAAGCGACCAAAGAUUCGAUUUUUCGGCCCAAGCGAUCUGGAGAUGAACAUCAGUGGACCUCUGGCUCUCCAAGGUGGACAAAGGCCCGACAGCCGACAGGGCUUGAUUGACGUUGGCCCUGAGAAGAACCGCUACGAGUUUGACCCCGAAUACUUCAACCGACCAGAGCGACCACUGACCCCUGGGUCAAUGAAGUCCCUAGGACCAGUCGACCCAACCAAAUGGCCACUUCCCCCGGACCCAGUCCAGACCAGCUAUUUCAACGAGCCUAAAGACGGCACAGAGGGACUUCACAAGCGCAGCAAGUCCUCGUACUCACUGUUCCCCACUCGUGCGGAAGAGAUUCCACGACUACCUGCGACCGUCUACUCACCCGAGAAGCCCACAGCAGACAGCAGAAUAUCCAAGCUCGCACUCCGACGCCAGACACGACGAAGCUCCCUCGGCGGCAAGUCCGUCACAGACGUCACUGAAUGCUUCAGGAACCUCACCAAACCGGCACCGCUAUUCGCAAAGAGCCAUCGUCGAGACAUGAGCACUGACAGCAGCGCAACGGUACAAAUCGGACUUCGUUUCUCGGUUGCACCGGCAACACUUCUUGCUGCCAAGUGUACCACGGCCACUCGUGAACAGCUGCAGCCAUCGAUGCCAAUCCUCCGAAGAGACAACUCUGACUCCAGCAACGAGAGCCUAGGUCUCCCGAUCCAGUCUCCCUCCAGCCGAGACUCGUCCUCAACCAGCAUCUCUGACGGAGCUAGCGUCUCUGCCUUCCCCCAACCUCCAGCACCAGUAGUAGCAUCGCCCACCAAGACGCCCCCGUUCCCCAAAGACAGCAGCGCGUACCUCCAGCAACAGCGCGAGAAGGUGCUCCCACCAACCCCCAAAGCCUUCGCAUCUGCGAUGCCCACGCCACCACCCGCGACCGCGCAACCCAGCGCUGUCGCUGCAUUGAGUGGCCUGAGGAUGAACCCCGUCUCGCCCACCUCGCCCGCCAGCAUGAACCGAUCCACAACUCGAUCGCCAACCCGAUCCCCAACAACACGGUCACCAACCGCGAGGAUCCCACUCGGAGAGGGAACAAUGGCAAGGAGUCCACCACCCAACGGCUGGAUAUAAACCCCUCGCCAUCUUCCUUCCCUUCCUUUCCUCUUUCCGCACGACACAUCGACUUGUAGAUUGCUUUUGAUUCCCACCUUCCCCCCAUUGUACGAUAGGCGUUUCUUCUCACUCACUCACUCACCACAUUUUCUCUUCCAUCAUUUUCUUAACCCCCAUUUUAACGCACCGAGAUUCACUUCUCGGUCGCGCUCGCCGCGCACUUUGUUUCGGGAAAGACCAGGGGUCUUCACAGGGGGGCCAAAGGGGAACAAGGGGGUUAUCCAUUUUCUGAGGCGUUCCGAUGUUUCACAUUUUCUUUCCCCUUCUUUGGUUCUUAAACUAUUCACGUACCCUACGCCAGCCAGACAGACUCACUCAUGC